This is a messenger RNA of Phytophthora sojae, 544 nucleotides long. RefSeq lists its product as hypothetical. The transcript has a single exon. NCBI's taxonomy places the organism in Eukaryota, Oomycota, Peronosporomycetes, Peronosporales, Peronosporaceae. The coding region runs from base 38 to 244 and encodes 68 amino acids. The record is from RefSeq and is a predicted model, not a curated record.
CCAGGCAACGACCACGACUCUCCACCUGAGAACAACGAUGCUGGACUCGCUGCUGCACCGAUUCUUCGCCCCCGGCGCCAAGGAGGGCAAGGCCGCCGACAAGCCCGGCGAGCAGGUGUCCCAGGAGACGGCCUUCACGCGCGAGGCCGACGUGGAAGGCUGGGUCUUCCUCGCACAGGAGCGGCACUCGGAGCCAGGCUCCAAGGCGCGCAGCUACGCCGACGUGGUCGCGGGCCGGACAUGAAGAACGCCACGCUCCGCGCGAGAGAGCGUCGCGCACCGUAAUUGACCACAGUCCGUCGAGAACCCUCGCACACUGAACUGCGCGGACGAGAGACUUCGGGUGCACCAUUGCAAGACGCAGGACCCAGGUGACGAGGGCUCCCCCAUCACAGAAAUAAUUCUUCGUAGCGCGCACGAGACGCGGAUAAACAGUUUUCUCUUUUGCCACCGUAGACGCUGAAGACAACAAACGCAGCAAGUCAAAUAACAAUUGAAUCUAACCUGAAGUGGUGCCGAUGGAAUUGACCACGGACACCUUGCU